Molecule: messenger RNA, 969 nt
Organism: Hymenoscyphus albidus
Lineage: Eukaryota; Fungi; Ascomycota; Leotiomycetes; Helotiales; Helotiaceae
Source: the annotation of a GenBank genome assembly
GAGCUUCACAACACCAAGAAGAGAGGGACGCUGAGGAAUUCAAUUGUUCGACCUCCACGCAAAAAUGUUGUGUUUACGUUGCUCUCGGGGCCUGAGUGCCUUCUCUGGAUUAUCUAGAGCGACGAGAAUACCACAAUCUCUCACCACCAAAGGAGCUGCAGCCGGAGCAUCAAAAAGGUAUCAUCCACCUCCUCCCACCAUACCAUCCCACACCAACAAUCAACCGCCAACCCAACUAACACCCACAGAACAUUCACAAAUCUCACCCCCCGCCGCCCAACAAUCUUCCCCUCCACCCAACGCUCUUUCGCCCCACCUACUCAAUCCCUCCCCGCCACCGCAACCACCACCUCGCACACGGGAGAAAUCCUCGAUGUCGCGAUCUUGCCGUACAAGAUGUCGGGCCACGAAGCGAUGAGGGGGAUGCAGGUCCGUUGCGCGCCGAGGAAUACGUUUAAUCCGAGUCAUUUUGUGAGGAAGCGACGGCAUGGGUUUUUGGCGAGGUUGAGGAGUCGGACCGGACGCAUGAUUUUGAAGAGGAGGAGGGUGAAGAAGAGGAGUACUUUGAGUCAUUAGGUGGGGGGAGGGAGUGUGAGAUGGUGUCGAGGCAUGGUGGGAAAAGAGGGAGAGGGGAGAGGGGGAGAGGGGUGUAUGAAUAUUUGAAGAUGGUGGGGAUGCGGAGGAUAUACUUGUAUGAAUGGAUGCCAUUGGUUGCAUGUUUUCAAGUUAAGGGUAGGCUUCAAGUUGUCAAAUCUUAUCGAAACUAAGUCGACGGUUGAGUCAAAGGAUUCGCUUUGAUCCGUUUGAUUUCAUUCUGAAAUAGGCUGGAUUGUUGUGUCUUGUGGGUGGUUCGUGGAGAGCAAAGUCAGACUCUCUGGGCUUGAGUAUUUGAGCACCUCUUCAAGGGUCACUGUGGCUUUCUUCUUCUCCUUGUUUGGGUAAUAUGAUACUCGAUGACUACAGCUAGGU